Molecule: messenger RNA, 1449 nt
Organism: Fonticula alba
Lineage: Eukaryota; Rotosphaerida; Fonticulaceae
Exons: 1
Coding region: 1-1449 (482 amino acids)
Source: RefSeq, a predicted model, not a curated record
AUGGCCGGACGCUCCUCCCUGCUCCAGGCGGUCUGCCUGCUGCUGGCGCUCCUCUGCCUGGUGCCCACCCUGGCGGUGGCCCAGAUCAACGACUACACCCAGCUGUAUGGUGCCGAUGACAAGCGCACCUUCCACCUGGCGGCGGACUUCAACUACCGCCGUGCCGGGCUCCCCGCCGACACCACCCUCAAGCCGGACAGCGCUCGUGCGUAUGCCUCCAUGAAUGGCGGCGUCCUGGACCUGAAGAUCUACCAUCCCCCCCCCACCGAGGCCAUCACCUGGUACCUGGCCGGCCCGCGCAUCUGCCAGAGCGACUCCGGCGGGUGGAUUUCCCCGGACGACGUGGCUUGCAGCGGCCGCCGGGCGCCCAUCAUCGCCAAGCUCGGGACCAUCCCCGCGGCCGGGACCGGCAUCGUCCGGGCCUCGAUCAAGCUCAACCCCCAUGUGGCCUCGUAUGUGCUGAAUGAUGCCGUCAUCAUCUACGGCACCACCAAGACCCACCCGAAUGGCCUGCUGCUGGGCACCCUGCAGCCGGUUUCCCGCUGGACCAACGACUCCCAGUCUCCCGUCAUCCAGAUGCUGGACUUUGUCCCCAACCGCGGGGAGUUCUCCAAGCCGGACAACUCCUUCGAGAAGAGCAAGAGCACCAACUCCGGGUCCGGGCUGCUGCUCUUCCGCGGCAUGGAUGUCUUCCCGAAUUUCCAGCUCACCAUCCAGCUGUCGCACAGCAUGUCCAAGCCCACCAAGAUGAUCAUCCACUGCCCGAAGUUCCGGCAAACCUUCAACCUGGACCCCAAGUCGCCCUUCUUCUACCAGGACAUCCGUUACGAUGAUGCGGACUUCUAUCGCGAGCUCCUGACCAAGGAUGCCUGCAUCUUUGCCCUCAUCUCCUCGGACCAGGUGACCGGCGAGCUGUUUGCCUUCCCCCAGAUGACCGCCGAGUACACCUCCCUCAUCACCCAGCCGGAGUCCGACUUCACCUUCUUCACCCUGAUCGAUGUCAACCCGGUGACCGAGCAGAUGCUGGUCGUCCCGCGGACCUCCCUGCUGGCCGAGGACACCUCCUACGUGGCCGUCCAGCUGGUCGACCCGCCGAGCAAGAAGGACGAUGCCAUCGUCUCGCGCGACAUCUGCAUUCUCUUUGACGCCGAAAAUGAGGGGCUCUCCUCCGACGACCACCUUAAGCGGUACCGCCGGUGCCGCCUUGACCCGGCCGAUGCCCAGCUCCUUCGCACUGGCCACCAGCUGGGCAUCUAUGUGGCCCCGAAGGCCGGCCAGGCCGCCAUGCGCCGGCUGACCUCGCCCCAGGUGGCCGAGCUGAGCCCCGGCACCGGCACCUCCUCGGCCACCGGUGCCAUCAUCGGCAUUGCCGUCGGCGCGGUGGUCCUCGUGGCCAUUGUCGCGGUCGGCAUGUUUGUCUUGGCCAAGCAGGGCGUCAUUGGCAAGUGA